AUGGUGGCAAGAAUGUCACUGACCCUACGGCAGUUGCAAAACAGUUUCAAUUCUUACUAUGCAACUGUUGCUGGAAAAUUAGUGAAGGAAAAAUUUGGAAAUCCACCUAAUACAACAUGGAAAGAACUUUCAUCUAUAGAAAUAAAUAAUAUAUCCAUGUUCCUCAGUCCAGAAAGCCCAACAGAGCUCCUAAAUACCAUUAAUUCACUGAAGAACAAGUAUUCAAUUGGUAUUGAUGAUAUUCCAGAUUAUAUUAUAAAAAAUAACAGUUUUUCGAAAAUCAUUGAAAAAGUAUUCCUUUCAAAACUAAUUACAUUCUUCAGCAUGAAUAAUAUUAUUUAUGGAUGUCAACAUGGCUUCAGACCACAGCGAUCAAUUGAAAAAGCCACUUUCAAUCUGAUAAACCAUGUCUUAAAUGCAGUGGACAACCACAGAAAUAUCUCAGGUUUAUUCUUGGACCUAACAAAAGCUUUUGAUGUGAUUGAUCAUUCUAUACUCCUGAGGAAGCUUGAAUGGUAUAGUAUAAGAGGUGUGCCAAAUCAGUGGAUUAAAUCAUAUUUGGAAUAUCACUCUCAGGUAACUGAAAUUAAGAACAUGGAAGGAAAUGAACUCCAGAAACACCUUUCACAACCAUUUGGACUAUGUCAUGGGAAUAAAGAAGAAAAUCUUACUGCAUCUGCAAAAGAUAUUACAAAAAGAGUGUCUGAAUGGUUUACCAGAAACAGGCUUAUAGUUAAUCCCCAAAAGAUGAUACUCAUGUAUUUCCACACUGAUCAAAAUAAAAAUCCGGUACAACCUUUAAUAUGUAUAGAUAACCAAAACAUUUGUGCUAUCAAUGAAACUAAAUUUCUUGGGAUUCAUAUCCACGAAAAUCUUAAAUGGAGCUCUUAUAUCACAUACCUAAAUUCAAAACUAGCAAAAAUAAGCUAUGUGGUAAGAAUUCUCUGCAACAAUACUAGUGCAGAAACAGUUAGGGCUGUAUACUUUGCUCAUGUAGAUUCAAUACUGAAGUACGGUAUCAUUUUCUGGGGAAAUGUACACCAGGCCACAACAAUUUUCAGGAAUCAAAAGGCAAUUAUAAGAAUAAUGAAAUGA
This is a messenger RNA of Schistocerca nitens (vagrant locust), 1095 nucleotides long. RefSeq lists its product as uncharacterized. The transcript is spliced from 3 exons. NCBI's taxonomy places the organism in Eukaryota, Metazoa, Arthropoda, Insecta, Orthoptera, Acrididae. The record is from RefSeq and is a predicted model, not a curated record. Bases 1 to 1095 code for a protein of 364 amino acids.